Aaosphaeria arxii CBS 175.79 is the source of this 1009-nucleotide messenger RNA. RefSeq lists its product as uncharacterized. Bases 336 to 770 code for a protein of 144 amino acids. The transcript has a single exon. Lineage: Eukaryota; Fungi; Ascomycota; Dothideomycetes; Pleosporales. The record is from RefSeq and is a predicted model, not a curated record.
AAGUUCCGCCCUUUUAGUUAUCGACGACUGUCCCCUUAACUCUGGAAACUUCUUUUCAUUCAACUUCUGUGCCCCCAUUCGCGACUGGUGCUUCACCGAGGUUAUUCCAAUUAUGCCUCCACCAGUACCCGUAAAUGCCAACCACUGUUAUGAAUCAUCUCUCUUCUUCCAUAGCUGACAUGGCCUUUUAAUCCAUUUAGAGAAAAAACGUCGCCCCCUCAAACGCUGUGCGCCAAUUCUGGUGUGAGAUCUGCAAGAAGGGCUAUCCUCGACAGCCUGAUUACGAGAACCACCUGCGCUCCUAUGAUCACAACCACCGCCAACGACUUGCCGAUAUGAAAAAGUUGACGGCACUCAACGACAGCGAUUCUAAGAAGCGUGGUCCGGAGGAUCUGCGGUCUGUACCACUUGACGGUCCUGGAAAGCAACCUGGUCUCGGACCGCGAUUCACAAAGGUUGCCAGUGAUGCUGGCUCGUCUCGCUUUAAGAAGGUUGGGACGAGUGCUAAAACUGGCGUCGCGGAGGAAACGGCAACCGAUGUUCACGAUCAAGGGACUGGCCAAGCCAAGCGUCCAGAGGAAUCUCUCAGCGUGCGGGAGAGUGUGGAGAAACAACCUGAUGAAAAUGUGAACCAAGAAAGUGAUGGCGAAGUCAUACCCUGGAUUCCUUAUGACUUUCGACAACACACCGGUUGUGACCGAGAAGACUGUAUAGCUCGUCUGGCCGUAGCUAGUGGCAACUUGGACAGUGACGAGGAGUGGUUUGUAUAGUUUGCUGCAAGAGGGAUUGCCCAUCCCUUCUGGCAAAUCGAGCCUUAAACCAUGUGGCAUAAUUGAUCGGCGUUGGAAAUCAAAGAAAUAUAUAUACCCCAGGAGCGUUUCAGCAGACCUAUUAGUUCAAAUAAAAUAUGUUCGGAGGGGACUCAGUACUUUAUAUCAACGUCAACGCGACGACCUCAUUACCGAUAUCAUUAUAGACACCAUAACUUCCAAGAGGGUGUGGCUAUCGU